Molecule: messenger RNA, 1984 nt
Organism: Hypomesus transpacificus
Lineage: Eukaryota; Metazoa; Chordata; Actinopteri; Osmeriformes; Osmeridae
Gene: urod
Product: uroporphyrinogen decarboxylase
Exons: 10
Coding region: 123-1229 (368 amino acids)
Biological process (GO): heme biosynthetic process
Cellular component (GO): cytosol
Molecular function (GO): uroporphyrinogen decarboxylase activity
Source: RefSeq, a predicted model, not a curated record
UGGCCGCGCCCUGUGAGUAGCACAGGGGCGUGCCAGAAUUUGACUGCUUUUAUAACGUAAAGCAGCAAAGUGUAUCUAACAACGCAAACAGCAUCUCACAUACUUCAGUAAUAAACCUCACCAUGAGCAAGAACGAUCUAAUAAUGCCUAAAGACUUCCCCCAGCUGCAGAACGAUGCGUUCCUGCGGGCGGCACGUGGAGAGGAGGUCCAGCAUGUGCCUGUGUGGUGCAUGAGACAGGCCGGACGCUACCUACCAGAGUUCCGGGAGUCCAGAGCAGGGAAGGACUUCUUUGAGACAUGCCGGUCACCUGAGGCCUGCUGUGAGCUCACACUCCAGCCACUAAGAAGAUUCCCGUUUGAUGCAGCCAUUAUCUUCUCUGACAUUCUGGUCGUCCCACAGGCUCUGGGUAUGGACGUGCAGAUGCUUCCAGGAAAGGGUCCCACGUUCCCCGAACCCCUGAAGGAGCCAGAGGACCUGCAGCUCCUGAAUCCCCAGGUGGACGUCCACACCGCGCUGGGCUAUGUCUUCAAGGCCAUCACCUUGACACGCCACAGGAUAGAGGGCAAGGUGCCCCUCAUAGGGUUCACUGGAGCACCGUGGACCUUGAUGGCCUACAUGAUCGAGGGCGGGGGCUCCACCACCCACUCCAAGGCCAAGCGUUGGCUGUACCGCCACCCGGAAGCCAGCCACAAACUGCUGCGCAUGCUCACCGACGUCAUCGUAAAGUACCUGCUGGGGCAGGUGGCAGCGGGGGCGCAGGCCCUCCAGGUGUUCGAGUCCCACGCAGGCUGUCUGGGGCCAGUAGAGUUUAAGGAGUUCUCCCUGCCCUACCUCCGAGACAUCGCCCGCAGGGUCAAAGACCAACUCAAGGAGACUGGACAGGACAUUCCCAUGAUUGUGUUUGCAAAGGAUGGCCACUAUGGUCUGGAGGACCUCUCUGAGUCUCACUAUGAUGUGGUCGGCCUGGACUGGACCAUUGACCCACGCUCUGCACGGGAGCGAACUGGGGGAAAGGUCAGUCUCCAGGGUAACAUGGACCCAUGUGCUCUCUAUGCCUCUAAGGAGCGUAUAUCGGAGAUAGUGAAGAAGAUGGUUGAAGGCUUUGGCACCAAGGGCUACAUCGCCAAUCUGGGCCAUGGCCUUUACCCAGACAUGGACCCUGAGAGUGUGGGAGCCUUUGUAGAAGCUGUCCACACCCACUCCAGCCAGAUGCUCAAACACAAGUAACCAAGCACCACCUUCCUUCUCCGGACUGGCGUUCAAACCACCACAACUUUAUGGAGCCCUCAAAUAGAAAUGUAUUAUGUAUAGCAUCAUGUGCGUCUCUAAAGAUGACACUUAUGCUAUUUCUAUGUACAGUGUUUAACUGCAGCUCAAGACGUUUUUCCUUCUUGUCCACAGUCAAUUUGCUAGCAGAGUAACCGCAUAGCUACCAAAGACUAAAUCGAUUUCUUUUAGUUACUUUUUGUCAACACUUUUGGUUAAAAACAUAUUUUUUAUUAUACGUUAAGGAUAAUGUCGAGGUCAACAUGUCUUCACACAAGACACUGACCAGGUUAUUAUUAAAUAUCAUAUUCCAUUAUGAAGAAUGUUUGCCGAAGAAGGUUUACAGGAUGUGAAAUUACUUUUGUGCGUGUAUAGAUUAUUUCAAUUCUAAAAUGGAUAAUCCCAGGCCUAAAGUAAGAUGUUGAAUUACAGGAAAUGUUAUUUCUAGGAAAUGUUUUUUUUAAUAUCUGUACCCAAAAUCUUUGCUUUUUUCAUCAGUGGUAGUGCACCUCAGAAAAACAAGUGUAUGAAUAGAGUUACAUGAGAUAAUCCUCAAAUAUACUGUGUUUUAAAUGUUACGUGAUGAUCCAUGCUGAAAUGCAGUUCUGGCUGUUCUGGACUAUGAAGCACUAAUGUGUCUUGUUUUGUUACUUAAAUGAAGAUGGAUUACAGUGCUCCUAAUUUCAAAUGUUUGAAUAAAAUGAUUUUAUGUUCAA